AUGCUUCAGCUUAAAUCUGACUUCGAAAUUUAUCCAACCACCAGACCUCAUAGAAUGUCAGCUAAAAUAUCAGAAGAUCCUUCCAAAGUGAAAUACGAUGUCUCUGAGGGUGAAAUAUUAGAAAGCAAUGGAUCCAUAUCGUCCAAUGAAGGCAAUCAAGUGCAAGCAGUCUCGGGCGAUAAGCAUGUCGUGGGAGCUGAGCUCUUUGAAGAAGUCCUUAACGCUCAAAUAGAUACCUCAGACAAAGAGUAUGCCCCGAUUAGACGCAAAAUUGACAUGUGGUUGUUGCCUAUUCUAUGUGUUACAUACAUGCUUCAGUUUUUGGAUAAACUCUCCUUGAAUUAUGCAUCCGCUUACUCCAUGAAAGAAGACUUAGGCCUCAAAGGGAAUGACUAUGCUAACAUUGCCGCAAUCUUCAAUGUGGGGUACCUGAUUGGAUCCCUUCCCGGUAACUGGAUUAUUCAAAAACUACCUGUGGCAAAAUAUACAGGUUGUGCACUGUUUGUUUGGGCUAUUCUUUUGAUUGCACAUGUUGGGGCGAAGAAUUAUAGCAGCAUGAUGGCUUUGAGGUUUUUGCUUGGUCUAAUGGAGGCAUCAAUCUCUCCCUCGAACAUGAUGAUGUGUGGUAUGUUCUACAACAAGCAAGAACAGCCAUUUAGAAUGUGCACUUUUCUAAGUAUGAACGGUGUUGCCACAAUGGUUGGUGCACUCCUGGCAUACGGGCUCGGUCAUUCGACAAGUUCUGCACUCAAACCCUGGAAGUUGAUUUUUCUAGUUAUUGGCGUUAUGAAUUUCGCAUGGGCAAUUAUUUUUCUGUAUGUGGCUCCUGAUUCUCCUGCUAGUGCCAGAUUUCUUACUCAUGAGGAAAAGCUUAAAGUCAUUGAAAGGGUAUCAAAAAAUCAAACCGGUAUUAAAGAUACAAAAUUCAAAUUUGUACAAGCUAAAGAGGCGCUCCUUGAUUUAAAUACCAUAAUUUUGGCUUUAAUUGGACUAGGCUGUGGUGUUGUGAAUGGUGGCACUUCAAACUUCAUUUCGUCACUUAUUAAAGGAUUUGGAUUUUCAGGAUUGAAUGCCACACUUUUGCAACUUCCAACGGGAGCGAUAGAGCUGGUUUGUGUAUUUUCUGCUGGUAUGAUUGCACUUUUUACCAAGAGAAACGUGCGUACAAUUCUGCUCUUUGUUUUGUGCAUACCUACCUUAGCUGGUCUUAUCGGAAUUCAUGUGAUUCCAUUAUCUCAUAAAUGGGCAUUAGUGGGUUGUUGUUGGUUGUUAUACAUUAUUGGUGGCCCGGUUAUUAUGUGCUGGAUUCUGAUGAAUGUCACUGUCGCUGGAUCUUCAAAGCUUUCAACAGCUAAGAUAAUGUGGUUUCUCAUGUAUACCGCCGGAAAUAUCACUGGUUCCAAAAUUUUUUAUGCUAAAGAAGCACCAAGGUAUAAUACGGGUAUGAAGGGUCUUAUUGGAUCUUACGCAGGGAUGAUGUUUCUGAGCAUAGUCUAUUAUUUGCUCAUGUUUCGCAGAAACCAAGGGAGGAAUUCUAAAUUUGGUAAGCUCAAUCCCGAAACGGAAAGAGCAGGAAUAAUCAAUGGCUUCAAUGAUCAAACAGAUUUUGAGAACCAAUACUUCAGGUAUCAUUACUAA
Messenger RNA from Lachancea mirantina, 1638 nucleotides. The record is from the annotation of a GenBank genome assembly. NCBI's taxonomy places the organism in Eukaryota, Fungi, Ascomycota, Saccharomycetes, Saccharomycetales, Saccharomycetaceae.